Messenger RNA from Porites evermanni, 1552 nucleotides. The record is from the annotation of a GenBank genome assembly. Lineage: Eukaryota; Metazoa; Cnidaria; Anthozoa; Scleractinia; Poritidae.
AGCUUAUGUUGUUCUGUCUCGUUUGAACUCGAUGUUACUAGUUCUUUAAUCUUUCCGCCUUUGGCUUCCUUUAGGACCUUUGGAAGAGGAUCAAGGUAAGAAAACAUGCACAUAUUUUCCCUUCUCCAAAAAAAAGAAAGUGUUUCACUGUCUGUUAGACCAGAACCUUCCAGCUAUUUUACCUUUUCUUGAUAAAUACGUGGACAAUUUCAAAGUAAGAUAAUUCUUCAGUCUUCAUUUACUAGUUUAAGUUGCGGCUGUCUAUUCGGUGGCCACAUUUCCGAAGGCAUCAUGAAAAAUCCUUAAAAAAAAACGCAUAUAUAACUAUAAGAGCUGAAAUAAACCUUUCAUAGUUUUAAGAGCUGGAAUUAUUGAAAAUAAUACAUUUCAUAAUUAGUUUCAUGCACACAAAUUGAAACUUGUGGCAGAUUCGAAAAUAUCAGUUCAUCUAUGAGGAUUGUGGAAACAUUUUGUUUACAAUCAAGAGCCUUGUAGAGAGGAUCUUGAUACAAUUGAAAAGAAAUGAUUUUAAGAAGGGGACCAGUUAAUUUGAAGUCGAUAACCAAAGAGCAUUAAAGCACAAAUUAACCCGGUAAAAUUAAUAUACAGUAUACGUACUUAUAAACGCCCUGUCCGCUCAGAUUAGUUACAACUGUCAGUAUAAUGAUGCAUCUACAAUUACGUGCGAGAAAAAAAAAACAUAAAAAUUACAACGAACUCGCACCCGUGUUUUAUUUUCUCACUGUUCCAAAACGAUUUGUUAUCAUUAAUUUUUUUUCCGCGAAUAAUCCAUACCUAUAGAAAUAAUCAAGAUCUAGAUGAUACUUAACACUGCUCAAGUUGUGUAACAACGUGUUAUUGAGUCGACGAAAACUGGGAAAGUUUUGAAAAACACCUUGAGUUUCGUUCUACAUUCCUUGAAAUUUCUCUACUAUCUCACAUCUAGAUUAAGGGAAGAUUAUUUUUAACAGAUUCUUCUCCGAUCCUAAUAACGAGAAUGUUAAGUAUUUGUCAAACAGAAUUAAUCUCCCUUCAUUUUUUCUUGGGAGCGAAACGCGCAAUCGUACGCAAAUCACCCUUUUGCGAGGCCUGCAGUUGAAGAAUUCCUCAGUAUUAUGAUACGAUUACAGUAGCGCCUAAUUUCCCGUGACUGAUCACGUUCUUGUGCAUCAGCUUAUUUCUUAUUUACGUUUUCAGAAAACAUUUUAGAGUAAUGGAAGAUUCUGACGUCACCUCCUUCCUGUCGUCUGUUUCCAAGACAGAAGUUGAUAAGAUUCUUAGGCGGAUCCAGGCCCACCCUAAUGUAGUGGCUUUGAUGUUGACAAAUCGUGAGGGACAAGCACUCAGAACAAAUAUGGACAUCACGACCACUAAAAACUACGCGUUGCUGUAUGGGAACCUCAUAGAAAUGGCCCAUUCCGCGGUGCGAGAAUUAGACCCGCAAAAUAAGCUCCAGUUUAUAAGGGUCCGGAAUAAACAACACGAAAUUAUUGUGGCCCCUACUGGAGAACUUACUCUUAUUGUGGUUCAACAGGUUGUAAUAGCAGUGUAA